AACCUUAUUAUACGCGUUAGGUUACAAAUAAUUAAAAGAAGAAACUUUCUGAGAAAUGUAAUGGUUGGAGUUGAUUAUAGUGUUGUACAUGAGUACAAGACAAUGAUAAAAGUAUCAAGUAUGAAGAUAUAGAGAGAUUGGAGCCUUGGAGGUUAUUGUUGUCAGAGUUUUAAAGAUCAUUAGGAGUAGAGAAGGUUUCGGUGACAUUGUUGAGGACUGGAUUGUCAGGUGGGAUUAUGUGCUGAUUGAUUAAUGGCUAAGGGAGUUCAUAGUGAUUACUAUACCUUUUUUGUUGUUAGGUGAGCCGGUGGAGCUCUCUUUUGGUGACGAUCCUGGGAUGGAUCGUGUUGUGUAGUUCUUAGCUUCCCUAUACGUGUCUGAAUUUGAAAGGCAUCAUGGAAACUUUCUCGUUGGAUUUCCUUGUGCCAUCCUUGUGGGAGAUCAAGGUUACUGUUGCUGCCUCCAUCUAUGUGAUUUUUGCUUACUGGUUAUUCACACACAGAGGCGGUGGAGAUGGCUGCGGCAAUCGCUCACUUGCUGAAAAUUCGGGUGAAUCUGGGGAUGCCAUAGAGGAGAAGGUUCUGAAAGGGGAUGCACAAACCAAUUCUGCAUAUUUAAUAAAGGUUGAGCUGUUAGCUGCUAAGAAUCUUAUCGGUGCUAACUUAAAUGGCACGUCAGAUCCAUAUGCUAUCAUCACAUGUGGAACAGAAAAGCGAUUCAGUUCAAUGGUCCCUGGUUCAAGAAAUCCCAUGUGGGGAGAGGAGUUUAAUUUUUCUGUUGAUGAGCUUCCUGUCCAGAUUAAUGUGACGAUAUAUGACUGGGAUAUCAUAUGGAAAAGCGCAGUUCUUGGAUCAGUGAUUGUUCCUGUCGAAAGUGAGGGUCAAACAGGUGCAUUGUGGUAUACAUUAAAUAGCCCAUCGGGUCAGGUUUGUCUCCAUAUAAAAUCAAUCAAACUUCCAGUAACUUCUCCAAGUGGUAGGGUUGUGAAUGGUUAUGCUGGAGCUAAUGGUCGAAGAAGAAUUCCUACAGAUAAAGGACCCACAGUCGUUCAUCAAAAGCCAGGGCCCCUUCAAACCAUAUUUGAUCUACUUCCAGAUGAGCUUGCAGAAAACAGUUAUUCAUGUGCACUUGAGAGGUCGUUCUUAUAUCAUGGCCGUAUGUAUGUCUCUGCAUGGCACAUUUGCUUCCACUCUAAUGUGUUUUCUAAGCAAAUGAAGGUGCUCAUACCAGUUGGUGAUAUUGAUGAGAUUCGGAGGACUCAACAUGCAUUCAUUAAUCCUGCUGUAACAAUUAUACUCCGCAUGGGUGCUGGUGGGCAUGGUGUACCUCCUUUGGGGAGUCCUGAUGGUAGAGUCAGAUAUAAAUUUGCAUCAUUUUGGAACAGGAAUCAUGCAUUCAGAGCUCUUCAGCGUGCAAGAAAGAAUUACCAUGCAAUGCUAGAAGCUGAAAAGAAGGAGAGGGCAGAGUCUGCAUUGCGUGCGCAUAGCAGUUCCAUAAGAGGAAGUCAGGCCAUGAUUCCUGAAGAUAUCAUCCCCACUACUGGGAAGCUCCAAGCUUUUAUCAAGGAUGAAUCUUUGAACAGUAUAUUUAAUGAUGCUUUCCCCUGCACAGCUGAGAAUUUCUUCAAUUUAUUGUUGAGUGAUAAUUCAAAUUUUACAAAUGAAUACCGUUCAGCCCGAAAGGAUACCAAUCUUGUUAUUGGACAGUGGCAUCCAGCAGAUGAAUAUGAUGGCCAGGUAAGAGAAAUAACAUUCAGGGGUCUUUGUAACAGCCCCAUGUGUCCUCCAGACACUGCCAUGACAGAGUAUCAGCAUGCUGUUCUGUCAGCUGACAAGGAAAUACUGGUGUUUGAGACAGUACAACAGGCUCAUGAUGUUCCAUUUGGUUCUUAUUUUGAGAUCCAUUGUAGGUGGAGGUUGGAGACAAAUGCUGAAAACUCAUGUAUUAUAGAUAUAAAAGUUGGUGCACAUUUUAAGAAAUGGUGUGUGAUGCAGUCCAAAAUAAAGUCGAGCGCUGUUAAUGAGUACAAGAAAGAGGUCGAGGUAAUGCUGGAAGUUGCCCGCUCCUACAUCAAGACAAAUACUUUGGCCGGUGAGACUAGCAAAGCCACUUCGUCACCCUGUCAAGAGAGCAUCUAACCAGACCAAGAGCAAAUAGAUUGAUUCUCUCAUUCAUCAUGGCAAUAGGGUUGUAGCAUAUUUUGUUCUUAUACAUUGUGCACAGGUAUGAUGAGAGGGAUGGGGUUAAUCCUAUCAAAAAUUUAAAAUAGGUUUACCUUCUUUUUUCCGCUUGUAACUUCACCCUGUCUCCUUGUGGUGGUGGAGUCUGUCCAGUUCUUCAUUAUGGGAUCAAGUCUCUCUUUUUGUCUUUCCUCUCUUAUAGGGGGCUGUGGAGAGGAGAUUGGUGCAUGUAAAAGAUCUCAGUUUUGCCCAUUGUAUAAAUUCAUAAUUUAAUCUGUAUAGGCUAGCUUGUUUCAGUAAUUUGCAGUGACACAGUUCUGAUGAUGAGAAAAUUGCUUGCUUGCAUGUAUGGGCUAAUUACAUAUCAUUUUCCA
Molecule: messenger RNA, 2554 nt
Organism: Argentina anserina (silverweed cinquefoil)
Lineage: Eukaryota; Viridiplantae; Streptophyta; Magnoliopsida; Rosales; Rosaceae
Product: BAG-associated GRAM protein 1
Exons: 19
Coding region: 396-2138 (580 amino acids)
Source: RefSeq, a predicted model, not a curated record